UAUCUGAUGGUAGGUCCCAUCGUUUCGAAUAGCCUAGCUCUGCCAUAGUGCUGGUGAUGAACUUGAAAUUCCAAGGAUAGACAGGCAGAAAACAGACUAUAUGUAGAAUAUCUACAUCCAUACCGAUUAAUUGCAUUCCUACAAGGGUUUAAGUAUAUCGAUGGUGGCUAGCUGAAAACAGUAUGGCGGAGCUACAUGUACCAUAUCGACAUGAUGAUACUAUGGGCUCUCCAAUCACCAUGGAGAUACAAAGAUCAGGUGGUCUCAAGAGGUCACGUGAUGAGCUGAUGGGAUCCGGAGGAAAAGAACGACGAACACGCACUAUCUUCAACUUGGCUCAGAUAAACGCACUGGAGCGCAUCUUCUUGGAUGUUGAGUACCCGGAUGGUUAUUUGAAAGCCAAGUUAGCAAACCGUCUCGAGGUUGAUGAGAACACUGUUCAGAUUUGGUUUCAGAACCGGAGGGCGAAAAAGAAGCGACUACAAAGAGGACUCCCCGUGCCCGACAUGCAAGAGCCAUUUCACCCUCAUCAAAGUGUUUCCCAUCCGGGUUAUCUUCUACCCGAUUCUGAUCGACAAAACUAUCUACUGAACAUUGCAGAUCAGGGACAAGUUCACUUCCCGUCGGUCCCUAGAGAGAACCAGUGUUAUCCUACUAAUAGCAUGAUAGUGGGGAAUCCAGAUCUUGAGACUCAAUGGGCGGGAAAGGCGCACUUGAAUAGCAGAGAACAUUAUGCUGUGGACCCUACCAGAAUCCCGUCUCCUCAAACGCACAACUCACAAAUCGCUUUCACCAAAGAGAAAGGUUCUGCAGGAGACCUCACCAGGGCUUCGUCUAGUAUAACAACAGCCCUUAGUCCUGCCAGAUCAAUCGACUCACCUACCGUCUCUGAAGGAGGAGGAGUCAUUGACCAAAUUAGAAAGUGGCCCGUGAAAGAACCUGCAACAUCACAGAGUCCGUUUGGAAAAGUAGACUUUCCAAAGCUUCCACGUGUGUGCAUCAGACAUGAUACAGGUCAAAAUUUAAUGAGAAAUGUAUCAAAUUUUGUUUUUGGUGCGCCAUCGCCAGUCUCUACAGGAGGUCAGAGAGACAUUGUGAAGAUGCGUAUGAACGUAUUGAAGAAGGAUCCCCCCAAAUCGCCACCUCCAAACCAGACCUGCGCUGCUAUUCCCCGCUCACAACGGAACGAACUCGAGUUAGCUCUCAUGAAACAUGGCUUGGUAGAAGAAACAACGAGUGAAAAUGAACCCCCUAUAUCCAAUUCUUGUCAUCGUGCAGGGUAUAUAUCCGAUGACUUGUCGUCUAGCUCUGAAGAAUCGUCUGACUCGGAAGGAUUAGCGCCCCCUCGCCGGAAAAGAAAAGUACUUCGUAAUAGGCAGAAACCACCACCAAAUACAAGCUGUGCCUCCGUUCCUCUUCACGAUCGUACGCUUCCUUACCUAAGCAAGAUACCUCAGUACAGUUCUGAAAAGGUCACUACGAGUCAAAGGGUUGAAACACCAGCUAAUAUCUUAAUGCCACUGCAAUCAUUCGAGCAACCAAUCGGCAACAACAAUAUCUCAGAUUGGGAUACUGAUAGUGACGAUUCGUCGUGGGCCUACUUUGACCAAGGACCAAAGAAAGAAGCAGCUGAAACCAAAGACAGUCCGAAAGCACUUCUUGAUCUAAAAGCUAGUCAAUGUGGACCUCAGAGUGCACCACCAGCCCUUGUACCAGAAGGGGGUGAUGACGUCAAUUCCUUAACUACUGAAAAGGACAAUGGAUAUGCGGGUAAUGUGGCCUAUUGUACUGAUGAUGAGUUUUCAGAGAUCACACUAGCCCGAGAAUUUGCAGAAAUGUUGCCAUCCCCUCUAGGGACUUACUUGCCCAUCUACCACGAGGAUCCCUCAUCAAGCAGUCAAGGAUAUGACUCAUACAGACGCCCUCGUAUUCUCAGCGACUCAGCUCUAAUGACACCACGUCAUACUGAUAGCCGGCCACAACCAACAGUAGAACUCAGGAACUGCCCCGUUUCCACUCAAUCUUCAGACUCCUCUCUCAGCGGACUUUCAUCUCUCUUCAAUUCAGUCUCUCCAAGUGAGUUGGUGAAGCACCUGUCAGAUGGUGUUGUUGAGAUAGACCAGAGCACAGCCUUGGACCUUCCAGCUAUUUCCCACAUACCGGAGUCGAGAAGGCUACACCCGGAAGGAUUGAUUGAAGGCGUUCGACAACAAGGUAUCCAGCAGAACUACCAACAGCCAUUCCCGGCUAAUAAUAAUCGUGGUGCAUAUGGAGAGCAAAUUAAGACUGGAACUGCCUUCAUAAAUGACUCUCUCGGUAAUUGUCGUGAAGCAAAGAUUGACAUCGGACACGGUAGAAUCAACGCAUCGGUUCAAAGUAUCAUAAGACCAAUUCCGACCCGUCCACUUCAAGCAACUUCAUCACCACCCAGUCAGUCGAUGAUACAUGCACCCUUAUCAUCUACCCAUGUGAACAACACAUUGCCAUUUCCAGACUGUUCAUCAAAUCUAGUUGAAACUCGUCACCAGAGCGCUACCUAUGGUCAACAUCAGGUGCAAGGAGAUCCUAACCACAAUUAUUCCGAUCCAGGAUUCCAGGAGACCAUCCAAUCGAAUACCUUACAUCCUGGAGCGUAUGUUCAACCUCAAAGCGUGGUCCAUCACCAGCCAUCAUCCAUGUUUACCUCGCAUCAUCCAUCACGAUUUCCAGGUAAUGCUUAUGAAGCAGGUUUUCCUGGACAUCACACAACUGCCCCUCCUAGGAAUGUAUCUCUCCCUAUGGCACCUUCUCACCAGGCUGUGGUAGGUGUGUCUUCUCCAUCUGCUGAUAACUUACCUCCGAACCAAGUCUGUACAGCGGUACCUGAUGCUGUGUCAUCACAAGGACUCAUGGCACGUUACCUUGCAUGGACACAGGGCAGAACUCUACAUGUAGAAUAAUAAUGUUGGAUCAGGCGUCGUCGACACAGGGCAGAACUCUACAUGUAGAAUAAUAAUGUUGGAUCAUGCGUCGUCGUAAAAUAUCAUCGAUAAUAAUUUCUCGUAAUUACUGUUAAAUAAAUUUUGUUAAUGUUCUGUAAAGGCCCUUUUACACGUUUAAACAAGAAUGAGUAAAUCAUCAGGAUCGAGCCGUCCCGAAAUAAAAAGGGGCACUUAUCUGAAUUAAAAGGGGGCACUUUAGUGGUUCUUUAAAAAGUGUGGGGGUUCUGACGGUGAUACUUUGUACAUGUAGUGGCCACCAUAAGAC
Messenger RNA from Strongylocentrotus purpuratus (purple sea urchin), 3246 nucleotides. RefSeq lists its product as uncharacterized. The record is from RefSeq and is a predicted model, not a curated record. Bases 183 to 2939 code for a protein of 918 amino acids. Gene Ontology annotation, biological process: regulation of transcription by RNA polymerase II. Gene Ontology annotation, molecular function: DNA-binding transcription factor activity, RNA polymerase II-specific; RNA polymerase II transcription regulatory region sequence-specific DNA binding. NCBI's taxonomy places the organism in Eukaryota, Metazoa, Echinodermata, Echinoidea, Camarodonta, Strongylocentrotidae. The transcript has 5 exons.